Musa acuminata subsp. malaccensis (wild Malaysian banana) is the source of this 867-nucleotide messenger RNA. RefSeq lists its product as uncharacterized. The record is from RefSeq and is a predicted model, not a curated record. Gene Ontology annotation, cellular component: mitochondrion. Lineage: Eukaryota; Viridiplantae; Streptophyta; Magnoliopsida; Zingiberales; Musaceae.
CAAACCGGAGGGGAGAAACCCGUCCACCUCGCCACCGCCACCGCCACCGCGACCGCUGGCCUUCAACUUCUCCGAUUGGUGAUCGCUCGAUUGCGUCGGGGAGAUGGAGAUCACCUCGGAGUCGAUCACCUCUACAUGCAGUCACUGUCAAAGAGACAUUCCAACAUCAAAUAUUGACUUGCAUUAUGCACAUUGUUCUCGCAAUCUUCAAAAAUGUGCAAUUUGUGGGGAUAUGAUUCCGAGAAAACAUGCUGAUGACCAUUACAAUGAAAGUCAUGCUCCGUUGGAUUGUUCACUAUGCAGUGAGAAAGUGGAACGCGAACUUUGGUCUCUACAUAAAGGUGAAAGAUGUCCCCAGAGGAUUAUCACAUGUGAAUAUUGUGAAUUCCCACUGCCUGCAGUUGAUCUCCUCAAACAUCAGGAAAUAUGUGGUAAUCGAACAGAGUAUUGUGACAUAUGUCACAAAUAUGUUCGCUUGCGUGAAAGAAUAUACCACGAUAUCCAAUUUCAUGGCAACUCAGCUGGUACUGCAGAACCUUCCAGGGAUGUGGGAACUGCUGAGAGGGAAAGGGCUCAGAGAAGGCCGGCACGGGCACAACGCUCAUCGCAUAGGCGGAUAUUACUAACAGUUGCAGUAACAGGGGCAGUUGUUGCGAUUGGAUCAUUCUUUUUACAAAAAAGAGUAGAUGGUCGGCAAUAGUUGUGAUCUGGAGAUACCGGCUCCGGGGGAGCUGCACUUGGUUUGUUCAUGUGCAUGUAACAGUUGAAAAUAUAUGUUAACACAUACUGUGUGGUACUCUUAAAACAAAACAUGACUGUUGAUUAUAAACUUUUCUAAGCUAUUACUGGUAUUGAGCUUUUCUUAUA